Penicillium verhagenii is the source of this 993-nucleotide messenger RNA. Its product is annotated as malate dehydrogenase. Lineage: Eukaryota; Fungi; Ascomycota; Eurotiomycetes; Eurotiales; Aspergillaceae. The record is from RefSeq and is a predicted model, not a curated record. The transcript has 8 exons. Bases 1 to 993 code for a protein of 330 amino acids. Gene Ontology annotation, biological process: carboxylic acid metabolic process; tricarboxylic acid cycle. Gene Ontology annotation, cellular component: cytoplasm. Gene Ontology annotation, molecular function: L-malate dehydrogenase (NAD+) activity.
AUGGUUAAAGCUGUUGUUCUUGGUGCCUCUGGCGGCAUUGGCCAGCCCCUCUCCCUUCUGCUGAAGGCGUCCCCUCUGGUUGAUGAGCUUGCCCUUUAUGAUGUUGUCAACACCCCCGGUGUUGCCGCAGACCUUUCUCACAUCUCUUCCGUCGCCAAAAUCACUGGAUACCUCCCCAAGGAUGAUGGCUUGAAGAACGCCCUGACUGGUGCUGAUAUUGUGGUUAUCCCGGCUGGCAUUCCCCGCAAGCCUGGUAUGACCCGUGAUGACCUUUUCAAGAUUAACGCCGGAAUUGUGCGUGAUCUGGCCAAGGGUAUCGCCGAACACAGCCCCAAGGCUUUCGUUCUAGUCAUUUCCAACCCUGUCAACUCCACUGUUCCUAUUGCCGCAGAGAUCCUCAAGGCUGCCGGUGUCUUUGAUCCCAAGCGCCUGUUCGGUGUGACCACUUUGGAUGUGGUUCGUGCUGAGACCUUCACCCAGGAGUUCUCGGGUCACAAGGAUCCCUCCAAGGCUACCGUGCCGGUCAUUGGUGGUCACUCCGGCGAGACUAUUGUCCCCCUGUUCAGCAAGGUUUCCCCGAGCUUCCAGAUUCCUGCGGAUCGUUAUGAGAAGCUGGUCAACCGCGUUCAGUUUGGUGGCGAUGAGGUUGUGCAGGCCAAGGACGGCGCUGGCUCUGCCACCCUCUCCAUGGCUUUUGCUGGCUUUAGAUUUGCCGAGGCUGUGAUCAAGGCCUCUAAGGGUGAGAAGGGCAUCGUUGAGCCUACCUUUGUCUACCUGCCCGGUGUUCCCGGUGGCGAUGCCAUUGCCAAGGCCACUGGCGUUGAAUUCUUCUCCACUCCCGUGGAACUGGGCCCCUCUGGUGCCGAGAAGGCUAUCAAUAUCCUGGACGGUGUGACCGAGCGCGAGCAGGAGCUUCUUGCGGCCUGUAUCGUCGGCCUGAAGACAAACAUUGAGAAGGGCGUCGAAUUCGCCAAGAACUCAACCCCAAAGUAA